CCAGAAUGCUUACCGGUCACCUCGAGGCUAAGGAGUCAGUGGAGGCCUGCCAUGUUAGAGGACCCGAGUCAGGGAGCAGGGGCCAAGCAUGAGAAGGAGAUGGAUGCUACAGCCCUGGUCUCUGGGGAGAACAGCAAACCUGAGGAGCCUGUGGGACUGCAGAAGCAGAUCUGCGACCUUGCAGCAGAGGUCUCAAGACAGGCGUCUUGUUGGUGUGUGGCUCACAGAGACCUCCAAAGCCAGAUCGACGCUCUGAUGAAGGAGAACCAGGAGCUCCGUGAGGAACUGAAGGCCCUGAAGCAGCAGAGUGUUGGGGCCACAAAAUCUUCUGUCACCUUGCCACCCACAGCAAGAACAACUAAUACUCUGGUACAGCAGACUUUCUGCGUUGCAGGGUUAAUGGCACAAGGAGGCAUGUCCCCUCCCUUGCAGGCAUGCUGUCUCCCCUGGGCACUCUGUCUCUCAGUCAUAGGUCACACAGAAGUGACCGUCACACCCAACAGCAGUCUAAUAUCACCAACAUGUAGGACAUUGUACGUAAGAAUAGAGGGGAUCGAUUCAGAGAAAACAACAUCAUGGGACGACAGAGAAGAUGUCCCUUCCGGAAGUCUUCAAAACGGAAGCACAAUGGCCACUGGAGGAACAGACUCCUUAGAUGAAAGACUAUCUUUUAUGUCUUUUGAUGAAAAGGUUAUGCACCUGUCUUCCAAGUUUGUGCAAACGCGCCUUGGCAGGAUAUCACCAGAACCACCAUCGGACACCACAGCUCUGGACACAGAGUCAGUGGCUGAUAUAUGGUCCUCCAACCCAGAGAGUUCUGAAGGUGAGCUUCUCAUGCAGGCUCAAACAAGCAGGCUCCUCUCUAGUUUUUCCCAGAAUACACUGUGGCUGCAGGUGGAGCAAGUACUCCGCGACGGGCGGACAAUCAUCACCUUCCCCAACGGAACCAGGAAGGAGAUCAGUGCCGACAAGAAGACGACCCUCAUCAAGUUCUUUAAUGGUGACAUGAAGAAGGUCAAGUCUGACCAGAGAGUGAUUUACUACUAUGCAGAUGCACAGACGACACACACAACCUACCCGGAUGGUGUUGAAGUCGUGCAGUUUCCGAACAAGUGGACUGAAAAAUUCUACCCGGAUGGCUCCAAGGAAACGGUGUUUCCUGAUGGGACCGUGAAGCAGCUUAAGGAUGGCUGUGAGGAGACUGUGUUCCCUGACGGGACGUGUGUGACGGUGAAAAGGAAUGGAGACAAGGUCAUCAUGUUCAGCAAUGGACAGAAGGAAAUCCACACAGCCAGGUUCAAGCGGAGGGAAUUCCCAGACGGCACCACCAAGACUGUGUACUGCAAUGGCUGCCAGGAGACCAAGUAUGCCUCCGGCAGGGUCAGGGUCAAAGACAAGACGGGAACUGUCAUUCUGGACUGGAAGUAG
Messenger RNA from Microtus oregoni (creeping vole), 1428 nucleotides. Its product is annotated as T-complex protein 10A homolog 2-like. The coding region runs from base 52 to 1428 and encodes 458 amino acids. The transcript has 10 exons. NCBI's taxonomy places the organism in Eukaryota, Metazoa, Chordata, Mammalia, Rodentia, Cricetidae. Gene Ontology annotation, molecular function: tubulin binding. Gene Ontology annotation, biological process: centriole elongation; cilium assembly. Gene Ontology annotation, cellular component: centriole; nucleus; centrosome. The record is from RefSeq and is a predicted model, not a curated record.